Messenger RNA from Amoebophrya sp. A120, 1058 nucleotides. The record is from the annotation of a GenBank genome assembly. Lineage: Eukaryota; Dinophyceae; Syndiniales; Amoebophryaceae.
AAGUGCUCGAAUUGGAAGUCGCUGAGAUACAGAUAGGCUGGGGCUUCGUGGCAAAAAUCGUGCGAAGCUUCAUACGGUCGUUUUCGCGGGAAAAAAAUGCCAGUCGCUUGUGUGAUCGAAUGAUAACCAGAUGGAUAGAACCCUCGUUCCUUGUCUUGUCGCUCAGAGUGAGCAUCAACUAGCUUUCGCAGCUCGGACAAGGAUGCACUUUCUCGUGAUAACAAGGAAGGACAUUCGGAUCGUGCACAGCCUAACGAGGCGUGCGCAUCAAUUUGUCAUAUCAGUGAAGUAGAGCGCUGCAGCAGCAGUAGAACUACGACAGCCCCCCUCCUCCUUUCGUGGAUUGAUUUGAAAUUAACACUGUACGAGGACGAACGGCACUGCUACAAACAUGGCUACAGCUGCGAGUCGAACCGGUCCUCUGCUGGAGGUCCCACAACGCGGCUCUCUCGGUAGCGUGCCUUCGGUCAUCCUGCCUGCGCAAAGGGAUCGCCCUUUUAUUUGCGCCCCGGUCCAGGAGAUUACCGGGCGCCAGCAGGUGAAACUGGAGGGAAGCCGCAACGUGUCCUCCGAUAAUCUAUUGCCCGACACCGUCUCGCCAAACAAGGGGCAGCCGGUGUUGUGUCUGCCCAUGAUCAAGCCGUCCUCUUGUGCGGCUGGUGUGGUAUUGGGUAGUUUCGGAGUACUACUACCUGCCUUUCCGCCGACGAAAAAAAGGGGUAAAGGAGCAACAGGAGAAUCGUCAGUAAACGGCAGACGCCAGCCGGGGAGUGGGGGAAGUAGCCCAAGCAGAGGUGCGCUUCAUCAGCUUGCUACAACUCGUGUCUAUUUUCGGAACAAGUGCGACCUCAGUAAACCACAGAACCGUGGUACCACACCAGACGUUUUGAAUACGUUUUAUUUCUGACGACGUGCAGAAGUUUAAAAUGCAACGAUGUUAUAGACGAUGGCUGUUGCAGCAGAGAACAAGAGCAACAGCGGAGAAGACCAGGUGCGUUCCUACGCGGCGAAGUGCAAGAAAAACGGCGACAGCAGCCGUCUUGCCAGACUGUUCGGCG